Messenger RNA from Camelina sativa (false flax), 1118 nucleotides. RefSeq names its product ethylene-responsive transcription factor 1B-like. The record is from RefSeq and is a predicted model, not a curated record. Gene Ontology annotation, biological process: regulation of DNA-templated transcription; ethylene-activated signaling pathway. Lineage: Eukaryota; Viridiplantae; Streptophyta; Magnoliopsida; Brassicales; Brassicaceae. Gene Ontology annotation, molecular function: DNA-binding transcription factor activity; DNA binding.
UUGAAUGUGUAAUUAAAAAAAAGAUCCUAAAGUACCAUUUCACCCAUUCUUACAUGACAUUUCUCUUUCACGUAAGACAGUGAAAACUCAUGUCUAAUUUGGACAUUUGCAUUUACUUACUCACUCUUUUUCUCUCUAUAUAUAUAGACCUUGUCAAGCCACCAACGAUCCUCUAACCGAAAACAGAGUAGUCUACAAAACAGAGUAGUAAGAAAAACAGAGUAUUUUUUUUCUCCGGUCUCUACAUGGAUCCAUCUUUUGUUCAGUCACCUUUCUCUGGCUUCUCACCGGAAUAUUCUAUGGGAUCUUCUCCGGAAUCUUUCUCCUCCUCCUCCUCUUCGUCUUCAAACAACUACUCUCUCCCCUUCAACGAGAACGACUCCGAGGAAAUGCUUCUCUACGGUCUCAUCGAGCAAUCCACGCAACAAAACUUCAUGGCAGAUCUUCCAAUCAAGUCCGAGGAAGUGACCGGAAACUCAAGAAAGUCAGAGAAGUCUUACAGAGGCGUAAGACGACGUCCAUGGGGAAAAUUCGCAGCGGAGAUAAGAGAUUCAACACGAAACGGUAUUAGGGUUUGGCUCGGAACGUUCGAAAGCGCGGAAGAGGCGGCUCUAGCCUACGAUCAAGCGGCUUACUCGACGAGAGGGUCGUCGGCGAUUCUUAAUUUUCCGGCGGCGAGAGUUCAAGAAUCUCUUUUGGAGAUUAAGUAUAGCUACGAGGAAGGUUGUUCUCCGGUUGUGGCGUUGAAGAGGAAACACUCGAUGAGAAGGAGAAUGACAAGUAGAAAGACUAAAGACAAUGACUUUGAUCAAAGCUCCGUGAAGUUAGAUAAUGUUGUUGUCUUUGAGGAUUUGGGAGAACAGUACCUUGAGGAGCUUUUGGGGUCUUCUGAAAAUAGUGGGACUUGGUGAAAAGAUUAGGAUUUGUGUUCGGGCCCAUAAUGUUAUAGUGGUUUGGUUAAUUUUAUUUAGUCCCUAAUAUUUAUGUUUCUUGUGUUUUGUAAUUUUGCAACAAUGUUUGAUUCUUAAUUUUUUUUUUGUGGUACUUGACUUUCUCAAGAUAGUGUAAAAGUCUUUGUGUCUUAUUCAACUAGAGAGAAAAAUCUCAUUUUUCUUAUU